Molecule: messenger RNA, 3034 nt
Organism: Oncorhynchus nerka (sockeye salmon)
Lineage: Eukaryota; Metazoa; Chordata; Actinopteri; Salmoniformes; Salmonidae
Product: synaptosomal-associated protein 25-B-like
Exons: 8
Coding region: 147-755 (202 amino acids)
Biological process (GO): synaptic vesicle fusion to presynaptic active zone membrane; synaptic vesicle priming; exocytosis
Cellular component (GO): synaptobrevin 2-SNAP-25-syntaxin-1a-complexin I complex; plasma membrane
Molecular function (GO): syntaxin-1 binding; SNAP receptor activity; voltage-gated potassium channel activity
Source: RefSeq, a predicted model, not a curated record
UCGGUUUGAAACGAGGCGACAGUAGGAACUAAAAGCUGAUAUUUUGCAGUCCUGAACCGACAACGGUCCUCUAAAAACAACUUCAGCAGUAGCAGCCAGUCUUCUCGUGGUUUGGAGGCCGACGCCCAUCUCACUACCUAGAAGCCAUGGCAGAUGAAGCGGACAUGCGCAAUGAGCUGGAAAACCUGCAGGCGAAGGCAGAUCAGAUAGCCGAUGAGUCGCUGGAGAGCACUCGACGUAUGCUGGCCAUGGUGGAGGAGAGUAAAGAUGCUGGUAUCAGGACUCUGGUUAUGCUGGAUGAGCAGGGAGAGCAACUGGAGCGGAUCGAGGAGGGGAUGGACCAGAUCAAUAAGGACAUGAAGGAUGCAGAAAAGAAUUUGAACAAUCUAGGGUCUCUCUGUGGUCUUUGUUCGUGUCCCUGUAACAAGAUAAAGGGGGGAGGGCAGGCGUGGGGGGCCAACCAGGAUGGAGUGGUUAACAGUCAGCCAGGAGCCCGUGUGGUGGACGAACGUGAACAGAUGGCCAUCAGUGGAGGGUUCAUCCGCAGGGUAACUGAAGACGCCCGGGAGAAUGAGAUGGAUGAGAACCUGGAGCAGGUGGGCGGUAUCAUCGGUAACCUGCGUCACAUGGCCCUGGACAUGGGCAACGAGAUAGACACCCAGAACCGGCAGAUCGACAGGAUCAUGGACAAGGCUGAUUCCAACAAGACCAGGAUUGACGAGGCCAACCAGCGUGCCACAAAGAUGUUGGGCUAAGCUGCAGCGACAACAUGCUUUUAACACCCCCCCCCUUCUAUCUUCUAUCUUUGGCUUUUAUUAAAAUGAUAGUCCUGGUUAGUCAUCUCGUCCUCUCUAUCAUCUCUGUCUCUCUAGUUGUCCCUCUACCUUCCAUUCUGUCUCUCCUCCUAGUUGUCCCUCUACCCUCCAUUCUGUCUCUCCUCCUAGUUGUCCCUCUACCCUCCAUUCUGUCUCUCCUCCUAGUUGUUCCUCUACCCUCCAUUCUGUCUCUCCUCCUAGUUGUUCCUCUACCCUCCAUUCUGUCUCUCCUCCUAGUUGUCCCUCUACCCUCCAUUCUGUCUCUCCUCCUAGUUGUUCCUCUACCCUCCAUUCUGUCUCUCCUCCUAGUUGUCCCUCUACCCUCCAUUCUGUCUCUCCUCCUAGUUGUCCCUCUACCCUCCAUUCUGUCUCUCCUCCUAGUUGUCCCUCUACCCUCCAUUCUGUCUCUCCUCCUAGUUGUUCCUCUACCCUCCAUUCUGUCUCUCCUCCUAGUUGUUCCUCUACCCUCCAUUCUGUCUCUCCUCCUAGUUGUCCCUCUACCCUCCAUUCUGUCUCUCCUCCUAGUUGUCCCUCUACCCUCCAUUCUGUCUCUCCUCCUAGUUGUCCCUCUACCCUCCAUUCUGUCUCUCCUCCUAGUUGUUCCUCUACCCUCCAUUCUGUCUCUCCUCCUAGUUGUCCCUCUACUUCCCAUUCUGUCUCUCCUCCUAGUUGUUCCUCUACCCUCCAUUCUGUCUCUCCUCCUAGUUGUUCCUCUACCCUCCAUUCUGUCUCCUCCUAGUUGUCCCUCUACUUCCCAUUCUGUCUCUCCUCCUAGUUGUUCAUCUACUUCCCAUUCUGUCUCUCCUCCUAGUUGUUCCUCUACCCUCCAUUCUGUCUCCUCCUAGUUGUCCCUCUACUUCCCAUUCUGUCUCUCCUCCUAGUUGUUCAUCUACUUCCCAUUCUGUCUCUCCUCCUAGUUGUUCCUCUACCCUCCAUUCUGUCUCCUCCUAGUUGUCCCUCUACUUCCCAUUCUGUCUCUCCUCCUAGUUGUUCCUCUACCCUCCAUUCUGUCUCUCCUCCUAGUUGUUCCUCUACUUCCCAUUCUGUCUCUCCUCCUAGUUGUCCCUCUACUUCCCAUUCUGUCUCUCCUCCUAGUUGUUCCUCUACCCUCCAUUCUGUCUCCUCCUAGUUGUCCCUCUACUUCCCAUUCUGUCUCUCCUCCUAGUUGUUCCUCUACCCUCCAUUCUGUCUCUCCUCCUAGUUGUCCCUCUAAUUCCCAUUCUGUCUCUCCUCCUAGUUGUUCAUCUACUUCCCAUUCUGUCUCUCCUCCUAGUUGUUCCUCUACCCUCCAUUCUGUCUCUCCUCCUAGUUGUCCCUCUACUUCCCAUUCUGUCUCUCCUCCUAGUUGUUCCUCUACCCUCCAUUCUGUCUUUCCUCCUAAAGUAUACAGUGCUUCUUAGAUGGCUUUAGCUCACCUGUGCAGUUCUCUGUUUCCGUCUUGCUCAUCUUCUUUUAUAUAAACUGUAUUUACAUCAUUACUCAGAUACCACGACUACUAUUGCUUUACGUGAGCAGGACAAUGCUCCACUACUUGCUGUUUCUGCCAUGUGUUAGUGGUGUGACAGUGUUGUCCACGUGAGACACUCUGUAGUUAAUGUUGUUGUUUUUGAUGCUAAACGAAAGUAAAACAAACAUACAAGUCAGAAGUCCCUUAUCCAAAAACACUGUCAUCUUCCUCCCAGACACUCCCAUAAGGUACCAUGUGCAACUGUGCUGGGAACAUAACCAGUGAUACACCUCAUUUUUCAGCCAGGCUCACACCUGCAAUGCAACGUUACUUUGCAUUAUCAUUGACCUGUGAUUAGCAGUAAUGGUCAUUUCUAAAGUCACGUGAGCCCACAUGUCCCAUGUGGGGAAUUGAACCCACAACCUAGGGUUUAGCAGCCCCAUGCUCAAACCAACUCAUAUCAACUCAUUGAUGGUUGGCUCAUCAACCUCUGGUUAUGUCCGGCUCAACCGCUCAGCGGUCUUACUCCCUUUGAUGUACUGUAGCCCUGUGUGUGUCCCGCAGCAGAUAGAACAUCAUCAUCAUCUAGAACAAGUAACAUGGCCACCGCAGCAUACCCAGCAGUGUGUAGGACACUCCCAGCUGAGAGGAUAACCUGCUUCCCGCCACUCUGCAAUAGUGCCACUCUUUUGUUCACACAUUUCCAGACUGUGAUCAUUGUAAAAUAAUGUGGGGAAAAAUGCCAAUAAAAAAACAUGACUGUAGAACAACA